AUGUCGACCCAACCUCCAGGAGCAGAAGAUUUGCUGUCGCCCUCACUCACGGACAUCAUAGAGUUCCUGAAGCCGGGCGAAGAACCAGACAAAAACGCCCCAGCCCGAGCCCCGGCUAACCAGGUGAACGGGAAAGAUACUCAGCCCGCUGAGGGAUCGGAAUGCGCAAUCCAAACCCUUUACGAGGGGCCGCCCAAAUGCCGGUGCUGCAAGAACUGGGUUGAACAAUACCCCGAUGACUUGCGUAUGGCAAUUGAACAACAACCCCGAACAAAGCAAAGGGCACUGAUAGUACGCAUGGGUAUAAACCACGGCGAUGGUAAGCCUCUGGCACUGCAUUCGGUUGUGAUUCAGAGCCAGUCCCUCAAGGACACGCUUGGCGAGGUUUUUGAGGGCUAUAAGGGAAUUACGCCGUCCCUGAAGAAGGUCGUGUUCAAAGCGCCUUUCCGCCCAUUUUUCUACCGCUGGAGUCGGUUCUGUCAAAUCCUCGAACGCCAAAAGAAAGAAGACCCGACAGCCGCAACGUAUACCCAGCUACUUUUUGAUGUCCUCAAGGCGGAGCUUGCUGAAACGAUGGCAGAGGUUGAUGACCUUCUGCAACAUAGGGUUGUUACCUACCGCAUGCUGUGGGCACUUUUUGAGCCGGGUGUCUGCGUUGUAACAUCAGCAUCGGGCUCCGAGAGAUUUUUCCUAGUGGAGGACUGUGAAUAUAACGACGAGAAAGGCUACCUUGGAGUAGUGGUCCGCUUCGUUGACUGGGAUGGCAAACGGUUUGGUUAUGAUACUGGGUGCCUUGCAAUUUGCGGCUUUGCUGGGACCAAAGCGAUUACGGACCUCGAUGUUUUCCCCGUUGCGUUUCAUCCGUCAAGAGAACAGGCAGAAGCUGCCGCGAUCAGUCGUGGCCGACGGUUCCGCGAGUUGUGUGGCCUUCAAUACAUGGCCUACUCGGGACUGAUCACGUACAAGGUUGGAGACACAACAAUCGAAAAGAAUACUGAUGGUCGCAUCGUCAUCGACGCGAGCUCGUUCUUUCACGCCAUGCCAGGUAGACAAAUCCAUUUGGAGCCCUUGGGAUCAAUCCCGGCUUCACCCCAUAUCGAGGUUGGGGACGACCACCACACACCAGAGGAUCCGGGGCAUUUACUUCUGAGAAUGCACAGGGACAAUCGGUCCGUGUUAUCGAAUCGUAAAAUGAUUGGGAACAUUGCUUCCAAAGAGAACAAUGACGUCGCUGAAGAGGAGCUCCUGGAGAAACAUUUUCUGCUCUGCACGACCUAUGUUCGAGGAUUUUCAUUGAAGUUGAAAAUAUGGGCCGAAUUCGCGCUGGAGGGAAUCAGAACCAUCAACUGGAAUGAUAGCGCAUACCCCCAGUUAAUGUUGCCGGCCGGUUACCGAGAUCUGGUCCUGGCAUUCGUGGAAGGGCAAGCAAACAACAAAGAUGUCUUUGAUGAUGUUAUUGAAGGCAAGGGCCUCGGGGUCAUCAUGCUGUUCGUGGGUAGUCCAGGUACGGGGAAGACACUAACGGCGGAGAGUAUUGCAGACAAGGUUCGGAAGCCCCUGUAUGUCCUCAGUUCUGGGGAACUGGGGCAGGAUGCAGGGGUAGUCGAGCAGCGAUUGCAGGACGCGUUGAAGCUCGCGGAAAAGUGGGACGCGGUUCUCCUUUUCGAUGAGUGCGAUGUCUUCUUGCAAGAGCGGUCGUCCCAUCACCUCGGGCACAACGAGAUUGUGGCCGUUUUUCUUCGAUUGUUGGAAUAUUAUCGUGGCACUUUGAUUAUGACUACUAACCGCGCCGAUUCCAUUGAUAAAGCUUUCCAGAGUCGGAUCCAUCUCACACUGCACUAUCCAGAACUCGAGGCGAGCUCAAUGAACCAAAUUUGGAGGCGAUUUCUUGGUCGCUCAAACUCAGACAUCAAACUGACUGACGAGCAGUACGAGAGACUGUCUCGCUUGUCGUUGAAUGGUCGCCAGAUCAAAAACACUGUCAAGAUCGCGACCCUUCUGGCCUGUCAGCAGAAGCAGCCGCUAGGGAUGGACCAGAUCCGAACCGUUCUGGAGGCUUCGCGGGAGAUUGAUGCUGGAGGCUUGGUUUGA
Aspergillus versicolor CBS 583.65 is the source of this 2091-nucleotide messenger RNA. Its product is annotated as ATP-binding protein. The transcript has 4 exons. The record is from RefSeq and is a predicted model, not a curated record. The coding region runs from base 1 to 2091 and encodes 696 amino acids. Lineage: Eukaryota; Fungi; Ascomycota; Eurotiomycetes; Eurotiales; Aspergillaceae. Gene Ontology annotation, molecular function: ATP binding; ATP hydrolysis activity.